Messenger RNA from Paramuricea clavata, 2025 nucleotides. Lineage: Eukaryota; Metazoa; Cnidaria; Anthozoa; Malacalcyonacea; Plexauridae. The record is from the annotation of a GenBank genome assembly.
AUGUUUAAAGCGGGAAACUUAGCUGCCUAUGUUAAAGAAUGGCAAGCUUUAACGUCGGAUCCAGAAAUAAUGGAGACACUGACUGGUCAGAGAAUUGAAUUCUCUGAAAUUCCUGUACAGUCGAAAACUUUGAUGAAUGUAAAAUUCACAGAGGCACAAACCAAACUGGUAGACCAUGAAAUUGGAAAACUCCUUAACAAGGGUGUUAUUGUGCCAUGCACACGCGAAGAGGGAGAUUUUGUCUCUCCAAUUUUUACCCGUCCAAAAAAGGAUGGCACUCUUCGAAUGAUCUUGAAUUUAAAAUCACUUAACAAGUUUAUUACCUAUUACCAUUUUAAAAUGGAGACUGUCUGGUCUGCAAUAAGGUCAAUGACCCCUGGAUGCUAUAUGGCUUCCAUAGAUUUAAAAGACGCCUAUUACUCAGUGCCAAUCCAUGCUGAUUAUCACAAAUAUUUAAAAUUUCAGUGGCAAGGGCAGAUAUACAAAUUUGUAUGUUUUCCCAGUGGACUAGCUAUAUGUCCUCGAAAGUUCACUAAGCUGUUAAAACCAGCCUUUGCUUACUUAAGGAAGCAUGGCCACACUUCAGUCGUUUUUAUUGAUGAUUCCUGGCUAAAAUCAGCCCAAUAUAAUGAUUGCAUUGAGAACAUUGUAGCUACUUUAAGCUUGUUAGACAAACUUGGGUUUACUGUGCACCCAGAAAAGUCUAUACUUAUUCCUACACAACAAAUUGUGUUUUUAGGCUUUGUCCUUGACUCCUUAAAGAUGUGUGUGUCAUUGACGCCUGAAAGGGCUCAAAAAUUAAUUGAGGCUUGCCAAAAAUUGCUUCAAAAUGCUUGUCCCACCAUCCGAGAGGUAGCCCAGGUGCUUGGAAUUAUGACUUCUAGUUUCCCAGGGGUAAUGUUUGGCCCACUCCAUUAUAGAUCUCUGGACAUGGACAAAACAAAUGCCCUUAAACAAAGUAAAGGGAAUUUUGAAGGGAAAAUGUCUAUAUCACAGGAAUCUAUAACAGAUGUAAAGUGGUGGAUAACAUCCUUACCAGAGGCCUAUAACCCAAUCAACCAUGGGGAGGUUGAAGUCACUAUAUCUACCGAUGCAUCUUUGACUGGAUGGGGGGCCUGUAUAGACACCACAACAACAGGUGGGAACUGGACACCUGAUGAAAGGGCAAAUGACAUAAAUUACCUAGAAAUGCUAGCAGUUUUCUUAGCAUUGCAAUCUUUUUCCUCUGCAGUUGCCGGAAAACAUGUAAAACUGCUAGUUGAUAACACUACGGCUGUGUUUUCUAUCAACAACAUGGGCACUUGUCACUCUAAAGCAAAUAAUACAUUAGUGGCAAAAAUCUGGGAAUGGUGUAUAAUUAACAAUACAUGGCUCACUGUGGCACAUAUUCCAGGGAAACAAAACACUGCGGCUGAUAGAGAAUCUCGUGCAUCUCGACGAGAAACUGAAUGGUCUCUUAACAAGGACAUUUUUAAUGCUGUAGUUUCAACAUUGGGGUUUUCUCCUAAUAUUGAUUUGUUUGCCUCUAGGCUUAAUUACCAGGUUAAGCCAUAUGUUGCUUACACACCAGACCCAGAAGCAUAUGCAAUUGAUGCUUUUCAUUUGUCAUGGAGAAUGUAUAAAUUUUAUGCUUUUCCUCCUUUCUGCAUUAUUCACCAAGUUCUUCAAAAAGUAAAGAAGGACCAAGCCACAGGCUUGAUUAUUGUUCCAUAUUGGCCCACACAAGCUUGGUGGCCUAACCUAAUGAAUAUGCUUAUACAAUACCCUGUGAUUUUACCUAGGAGACAGAACACGCUGAUCCUACAAGCAGAUCCACAGGCGAUACACCCAUUGUUCAACAAACUGGAGCUACUAUGUUGCCACUUGUCAGGAGUCACCUCCUCAACAGAGGCAUUUCAGAAGGGGCUUCAGAAAUUAUCAUGCAGUCGUGGCGGCAGGGAACACAAAAACAAUAUCGCACUUACUUACAACGAUGGGAAAUGUUCUGUGGCUCAAGGGGGAUUAAUCCAGUUUGUGCAACUGUAG